UGGAACUUCCCAAAUAUUUGAUAGGUCUGAUGAUAAUCACUUGGGUUGGGUUGGGUUGGGUUCAUGGGUGUUUGGACAGUGAGAGGGAUGCUCUCUUACAACUCAAACCAGUCUUCAAGUACCUCUUUUGGCCGAUGGAGGCCAGGGAGGAGACUAGUUCAGAUUGUUGUCGUUGGGAAAUGGUGGACUGUGAUGUCGUUACUGGGAGAAUUACCAACCUCUCUCUUGCUAAAGGAAUGGGCUCAGAGUUGCCGGUUCUCAACGUCUCUCAGUUUCUUCCCUUUGUGGAGCUCAAAAUUCUUGACUUGAGCUCAAAUGAUAUAGUUGGUUGUAUGGAGAACAAAGGAUUUGAAAUAUUGUCGUCGAGGUUGAGGAAACUCGAGGAGCUCAAUCUAAAUUACAAUUACUUCAACGAUAGCAUUGUAUCAUCUCUGAGCGGUUUUGCUUCUCUCAAGUCUCUUUCUCUACGGGGUAAUCAAAUUACACCAUCAACAAACAGCAAUGGGUUUGGAAGUCGAUGGCGGUUAAGCAAUUUAGAACUUCUUGAGUUGAGGGAUAACUUCUUUGACAACAGCAUCCUGUCAUCUUUACGCGAUCUUUCUUCUUUAAAAGAUUUAAAUCUCAAAAGAAAUCUACUAAACGGAACAAUUGAUAUGCAUGAUUUGCAUAAUCUGGUCAGCUUGAAGAAGUUGGAUGUGAGUGAAAAUUUGAUUAGCGACUUCAAAUCUGUCAAAGGUGCUCAUAAAAGACUCCAGCGAUCAAGUGUUCUGGAGGUCCUUGAUUUGAGAGAUAACUUCUUCAACAACAGUGUUUUGGCCUCCCUUAAUGAAUUUUCGCACCUCAAGUCUCUAAAUUUGUCGUGGAAUCCAUUGACGGGAUCAGUGCACCUUAAAGAGUUGGAAGGUCUGAGAAACUUAGAGGAGUUGGAAAUAAGCCACAACGAAGUAGAAAAAAUUGUUGGCCCUGAAGACAGAAGAACAUUGAACAAGUUAAAAGUGCUCCGUCUGGAAAAUCUCAGCACCAAUAACAAAGGCAUUGUGCUAGAAUCAUUAGGGUCCCUGUCAUCUGUCAAGACGAUCGAUCUUCGUCAAAAUAUUUUGAACAGAACAAAAACUCUUCAUGAGUUGUGUAGUUUGAGUACUGUGGAAGAACUGUUUCUACACAACUCUAGCCUCCACAAAGAUUUUCUCCAAAGUAUCGAGUCUUUGACGUCUCUCAAAGUUCUCCGUUUGAAGGCUUGUGGGCUCAAGGGCACUCUACCUCCUCAAGGCUGGUGUGAGUUACAAAACUUGCAGGAGCUUGAUCUAAGUGACAAUGAACUCGUAGGGACACUACCACCAUGUCUUGCAAACUUGACAUCUAUUCGAACUUUAGAUCUCUCGCACAAUGAAUUCUCUGACUAUAUUGCUUCCAGUCCCGUUCGAAAUCUGAAGUCUAUUGAAGCCCUCUUGCUUGGGUAUAAUCACUUUCAAGUUACCCUCAAACCAUUAGCAAACCACUCGAGUCUAAAAUAUUUCGUGGCUGAUGGUAACCAAUUAGUUGAAGAAGCUGCUUCUCAACCUUGGACUCCUAAAUUCCAACUGCAGGCAUUGAGUUUGUCAAACUGUAUACCAAAGAAUACGAGUGCAAGAUUUCUCAAUUUCCUAUACCAUCAAUUCAGCUUGCAAUAUCUUGACCUCUCUAGUGUAAAGUUUGGUGGAGCAUUCCCCGGCUGGUUAUUUGAGAACAACACAAGAUUAGAGCAGAUUUACUUGGUCGAUAACUCGUUUGUCGGCCCCUUUAAAUGGCCAUCACAUCCUAAUCUAAACUUGUCUUGGAUAGACAUCUCUCACAACAAGCUAUAUGGUCAGAUUCCGUCGAACAUCAGUCUUAUUUUUCCAAAUCUAGAAUACUUCGCUCUGUCUGGAAACUCCUUUCAAGGUAGCAUCCCUCUUAGUUUGGGUGAGAUGAAGUCCUUGGGAGUUUUGGACCUUUCAAACAACCAAUUUUCUGGAGAAAUUCAAGUGCUAUUCACCAGUCAGACUCAAUUGUGGCUCAUCAAACUUUCAAACAACAAUUUUUCUGGCCGCAUUCCUACCAGUUUUGCCUCGAAUUUGUUCGUAUCUUUACAAAUGAAUGGCAAUAAAUUUGUUGGGGAAAUACCUGAUCUCUCAUCGUUGAAAGACUUGGAAACAUUGGAUCUCAGUCGUAACUCGCUGUCAGGCAAGCUUCCUAGAUGGAUAGCGAAUAUGUCAAAGUUGUGGGCUCUAGUUCUGUCCAACAAUCAUUUUGAGGGUCCUAUUCCACAAGAAUUUUGCAGACUUGAGAACCUUAAAUUCUUGGAUCUUUCUGAUAAUGAUUUGUCUGGCUUCAUACCAUCUUGUUUGAGUGAAUUAGGGAAUCUAGCCCAUGUCCUUCUGAGUAGGAACAGGUUGAGAGGGCCAAUCCCGCAGUCGUUUGUCAAUAUUAGUAGUUUGUUUGCUUUGAAUAUUGGAGAUAACAACUUGAAUGGCCCAGUACCAAGCUGGAUUGGCAACUUCUCAAGUUUAGUGAUUCUUCUUUUGCAAAGAAAUCAUUUCCAUGGUGAUAUUCCCAUUCAGUUGUGCCAGUUGAACCAAUUGAACAUAUUGGAUCUUUCCUCGAAUAAUCUGUAUGGAGGUUUACAUCCGUGCUUGAGGAAUUUGUCGUCGACAAUAACAGGCAUAAGGUCGUACGAGUUAUCCUUUUCGAUUGGUUAUGGUGGUGUUGAUUUUCUUUUUGAACGCUUCAAUUCAGAUUCUGAUUAUACCAUGCCUACUAUACAUGAAGGGGUAGAGUUUACAACAAAGAGCAAUUCGCUUGAUUACACGGGAUACAUCCUUGAUCACAUGUAUGGAAUCGAUCUCUCUUGCAAUCGAUUUUCUGGUGAAAUUCCCCCUGAAUUUGGAUAUCUUGUCAGAUCUUUGAAUUUAUCGUACAACAAUUUGAGUGGGUCAAUCCCCACAUCAUUUUCAAACCUGAAACAGCUAGAAAGUCUGGAUCUUUCCUACAAUGAUCUGAGUGGUCGAAUUCCCUCUCAAUUGAUCGAGGUAAACACUCUGGCAGUGUUUAGCGUAGCACAUAAUAAUUUAUCAGGCCCAAUUCCAGAUCUCAAAGCUCAAUUUGCGACAUUCAAUGCAAGUUGCUACGAAGGGAAUCCUCUUCUCUGUGGACCUCCAUUGAACAACAACUGCGGCGGCGAGACUCAUUCUGCAUCACCACCUACGUAUCCCUUUAAAGAAGAAAGCGUGGAUAAUGGUUUCAUGGACAUGACUUUUUUCUGGGUAACCUUUGUGGUGACUUACACGGUGGCACUCUUUGGCGUAGUAUUAGUCUUGUACAUAAAUUCAAAUUGGCGACAUGCAUGGUUUUACCGUGUUGAUGUAUGCUUCAACGCUUGCUACUAUUUUGUUUUCGACAAGUUCAAAUAAGUUUUACAGCUUUGUAAAAAUGUCAUUGCGCCUCAUAUUUAGGGUAUUUUGUAACUUCUACCUCUUUGUAAUGGAUCUCAUCUCUUUUUUUGGC
This is a messenger RNA of Tripterygium wilfordii, 3522 nucleotides long. Its product is annotated as receptor-like protein 15. NCBI's taxonomy places the organism in Eukaryota, Viridiplantae, Streptophyta, Magnoliopsida, Celastrales, Celastraceae. Bases 30 to 3428 code for a protein of 1132 amino acids. The transcript has 9 exons. Gene Ontology annotation, molecular function: protein binding. The record is from RefSeq and is a predicted model, not a curated record.